AUGGAUUUACUUCACGGUAAGGGUUGUUGUUGGUAGAGGGAAUAUGUAAUUUCCUCUCCUACUUCUUUUUCAUAGUUAAUGUACAGUGAUACACUAUCUUAAUACGUGGUAAACAAUUGUCGUUAGAUGUGUUUUAUAUUGUAAGGGUUUCAAUAUGGUCAAAAAUUUUGUAUGUAGAAUUGGCUUUUUUGCCCACUUUUUGUUUAUUUCAACAUUUUUUCUGUGUAAUUCUUGACCAAAACUGAUAUUGUGAUAAGUUGUGCUACUACGUCUGUAAGUAUUUACUCUUUUACAUUACUAUGGCUUAAUUACUGUUUAUUACAGAUCAUACCACGUAAUAUUAGAUUAAGGAACUAUAUAGUAUAAUGAUGACAUGCGAGAUUACUAUGUCAUUAAGUGUUUGAGUUAAUUGUGGGUAAUUUGUACAAGUACUUGAUAGUACGAGUUCAGAUGAGAGUGGUAUGUUGUCGAUUACUUUGACCUUUUGUACAUAUGUUGUGUUAUUGUUAAAAUAAUUAUACUUUACUCAGUAAUAUCAAAGUAAUUUAGUUUUAAUUUGUCUAAUUACGGUCAAAAAGUUACCAGAACUACCGUAAUUUUUAGUUUUUCAUAUAAAUCGGACCAAAGGAUACAAUUUUGUUUUCAAAUGUUAACUUUUACUUUGGAAUAACAAUGCAUCCUUAAUGUCCUCUUUUUUUACUUUGCCAUUUAUAAUUGUUUUGCGUGAUUUACACAAUGCCAUUUUACUGCAACGGUAUACUGUAACUCUCGUACGUACUGUAAUUCUAGUCAAAAUUUUUCGCCAACACGUUCGAACGAAACUGCCUUCAACGGCGUCUACAUCAUCUGCCUACAGUUCCGGAGUUACGGGCGACGAGGAAGAGAGGACGGGGAAGGAGGAGGCGGCAGACGUACGGCACAACUACAUCUACACUGGCAGUAAUGUAAGAUUACAUUUUUGGUUUAUUACUGUAAAAUGUUGUACUGUAAGGUGAUAAUUUACAAUAGUUUUGUUUUAUCACUGUUUUACUUUAUUAUCAUUUAGGCUGUUUUAUGUUAAACUAAAGUAUAUAUAGGAAAAAAUGUAAUUAUUACAUAAUUAUAUUUAAUCUAUCUAGUUAUUGUACAUUUAAAUUUGUUUUGAUUACACGUAGCUUACCUAUAAGAAGGUGGUAAUUCGGGAAGAGUCGCUAAUCUGUUGUUGUCAUUACUUUCAAGUUGACGAUGUCUGUCCUCAAUUAGGAUCCUUGUUGAGGUGGGGGCCUCGAGGGAUUCGAAUGAGGCCAAAUUGGGCCAGGUCUCAUUACGGCCAUCUUCAGAGCAGUCCGACGACACCUUUCCGCCGAGCCGACUCCGAUCUUCAGCUGCGCAGACACGUCCAUCCAGCCGGCUUCACCGAUUUGUUUUACAGCGAACGAAGUAAGUGUUGUUAUAUAUAAGUCAGGUAUUGUCAUUGGGAGGGGUUCUGAAAUGUAUUGUCAUUGGGAAGGUAAUGUCGCGAUAUAUUUUAAUUUAAAAGUUUGGCUUUGAAAGUGCUUGAAUGUAAUGUCACAUGUAAAAACAGGCGUAGGUUCAGUAGAAUCAAAUUUUAAUGUAAAAAUAACUUUUAUUGCACUAUCGUGUUGGCUUGUACAAACUCGUUGCUGACAAUAAAUCGUCGCCAGUUUUAUUUAUGAUUUAAAGAAUCAGAUUUUGCGUUAAAAAUAUUAAAAAAUAAUUUAAAAUUUUUUGUUGGUUUUUGAAGCGCAAAAGUAAAAGAUAUGACAGUUUAACUUGGAAUUGACUACUGUGUUAUAAAACGUUAAUUUUUAAAAUCAUUUUUUUUGAAGAAUGGAGUUUUACUGCGGAAGUAAGCACUUUAAAAAGUUUUUUUAAAAUAAUUUUCAGUUUUUCAUAUAAAGUGGACUAAAAAUAAAUAUAAUAUCCAGCACAAGUGCUAUACCUAUAAUAUUAAGUAUGAAGUCAUUAAACGUUUAUUUAUAAUACUUAUUACACUUUAACAUAGAUAAUCUCAAUACUUUUACAAAAAAACUUACUUUAUAGUCAACUUUAUAUCUACUAUAACAUAAAUAUAUGAUAAAUACUAUAAUAUACUUUGCAGUAUCGCGACAGUCUUCCAACGCUUCAUUUUUGCCUGAAAUCAGCUCCAACCGCUCCAGUCCACUAUUCACCAUUCCAGCACAGACUAGCUCGAUUCUGAGGCGUGGCUCGGGUCCACGGCUAGCCAAUGGGACGACUGUCAGGACAAACGGCAAGUCUAAUGGUACUCUGGUACGCAAGAAGGGACCCUACUCGACGUCGUUUGACUAUCAGAACGGUGCUCCCAAUGGGAUUGUAAAUGGUACCGUGAACGGGACCAAAAGUAAUGGAAAGAGUGCUAGUAGGUUGUUUGAUUGCUUUAUUAUGAUGUUUUUAUAUUAUUUUAGGUCUUAUUUUUGUUAAUAACGUAUGUUGUAGUAUAUCACAGUAUAUUAUGGUAUGUAUGUGAUUUUAACCUUACUUUACUGUGUAGGAUUUCUAAAGUGGUCUAUUGAAAGUGUUGUCUAUAAUAUCUUCUUGUCUUCAUUUCUCAAUUACAUGUACAACAAUGUAAACGGUGAUACAUUACUCAGUAACGACAUGUGUCGUAGUAAUACUACAAAACCGUUAUUGUUGUUAAUCUGACAGUAAUUGCAGCUAACAGAUUAUGUUUAGGUAAGAACAAGCUGCUGCGUCACGCUUCGACCACUUCUGCCUCUUCGGUUACGUUUAAUCUCGCUGAUGACCCGAACAUUGACGCCAAACACAGACACAUACGGACAUUACCGCCCAUCGUCAACCGAGGUAAACAGCUAUAUUUACUCUGUAGUUCGUAGACGUGCCCGUAAUGAUGACAUCCUGGGAGUAUUUUUAGGUAUUAUGUGUUUAUUUGAGUAUUAUGUAUGAGUAUGCACAUGUUUGGAAGUGGCAUUCUGGCCAAAAUAUAUCUUUUCGGGGUUGGGAUUGUAAGAUGUGAAGAUACGAAGUAGGGAAUAUGUUGAUAAUGGUAUUAUAACUUUUUAAAAGUAAAUUUGGUAGAUAAGUUAAGUAUAUUAACUAUAGUACCAUAAUCAGAAAAUUCAGAAUCCAGUCAUCGCACUUCUUCCAAGAGCUCUAAAAGCCCAUCGUCGCGUCGCAGUUCGUCGCUGAGUCGAGUCGGUAGCCAGUCCAGAAGCUCGUUCCGUGAGCAGGCUGUGAAGAGAGCGACAGAACACUUUGACAGUGCCAGAAGUCAGGAAGUCGCUGUUCAGACAGAACUGAGUAAUCUGGUGCUGCUGGAGGAUGAGAGACUAUUGGAAGAGGAGAGGCUGCUAGAGGAGGAAGAGAGACUGCGGAGAGAGGAGAGACUGAUAGAAGAAGAGGAAGACGACGACUAUCCUGAGCAACAUCCGCAACUUCAGCAACAUUUGCAACAAAAGGAGACGGAAGUAAAUGUAGGUUAAUGUUGAGUAUGAGAAGGUUCAGGAGUAGAACGGUUAGGUCAAAAAAUAAGCAGAAAAAUGAGUUAUUAUAUAUACAUGUCUAUAGAUAUAUGUAUAGGUAUACUACAUAUCUUUACAUAAUUUACUACACUUGUCGUCUCUAUUAAAGAUGAUGUGGUCCAUGUCAUUUAUUUUAUGCCAUGGUUAACCUCGUCUGACGUACGCAAAUUGUAUCUUUCGAUGUAUGUUACAACCUUACUUUACACCGGAAAUAUGCAAAUGUAAUAAGCGUGACCGCGGGUUUCGUGACGGUCGAUUAAGUUACAGUUUGCCAUAUUACUUUUGACAAAUACUACUUGAUGGUGGUGACAUAGUAGUCUUGUUUAAUAUUACUUUUUUGGUAUAUUAUGAUAGAUAUGGGUCGUAUCUUAACGUAUAAUUAUAUGUUGUUGUUUAUUUCUAACGUAUAAUUAUACUUUGAACGAUGUUUUAACAUAGAUUGUUUUGUUUUAGAUAUUAAAAAUUUAAUUUUUGGCCAUAUUUAGCAUUAAUUUUUACUUUAUGAUGCUACUUCGUAUCAUAGUCGUAUUUUCAGAUCCUUGACAACAAUAACAGCGCUGUGAAUUCGACAGGUGAGUGUAACAUGUCAUAAACAACGUAGAACAUGGUGACAACUAGUUACUAUGUAUGGGUAGAUGCAUGUUAGUUCGGUUAUUUUGAUGUAUAUACGAUUACUUUGCUGUAUUCGUAUGUCUUUUUGCUGCUCUUUUGGUAUUUUUUUCUAUGAUUUGAUAAGGGAUGGUCAAGUGUUUUUUGUGCUUUUAACAUCAAAGUAAUUGUUGUACUUUGCUGUAAUUACUACGACAGCUUCUUGCAACAGUAAUUGUCAAAUCAUCUUUUAAAGUUGUCAUGAUGACAAUUAUUUAAUGUCAUGACGAUUGUGUUAUUUCUGCAAAUUAGCCUCGGGCACUGUUUUGUUUACCUUGGCUGUCAUUUGCAUAUUCGGAAGGCUUAGAAUUUCGUAUCUUGUUGUGCACUCUUUUACCAUUAAAAUACCCAAAAACACUUGGAAAUUCGAGUACUGAAAGACGAGCACGAACACAAUUUAUAUGUUUUUGCAUUUAAAGUACUCGCGGUUCGAAAGUCUUUUCCAUCUCGUAUAACAAUAUGGCUUUUGGCUUGUUUUAAUACCUAAAUAGCUACAGUAUUAGUUGUCUAGAUAUUGGAAUAGUGCUAGGAGGUAUAUAUCUUGGUAUUUACGCGGGUAUUACUUGGUAUGUAGGUAUGUUAGUUAGUGUUAUCUUACAGUAUCUAUUAUAAUUUAGAAGAUAAAGUUACAGUAUGACAAUUCACAGUAAUCUACGUCUUUAAACUUGACGUUUUAUAAAGAACGACAGUUUUAAAAUGUCAAAAGUUACAGUAGUCUGACACUAUAAGUGCAGGGAUUCCGAGUCAAGAUGGUCGUAUGUUGGGUUUACCGUGGUAAAAACAAGUAUUCUAGGGCCUUAUUUUUGUUUUCCGACACGGCACUCUUCUUCUUCCACUAAUACUUAACUUGUUUUCGUUCUUGGCUAGCGAUGUGUACUCGUAUUUGAUGAUCCUACGGAAUGUCUUCGAUGGUAACUUUUGCCAUUGUAACAUAAUGUUUGGUUUUGGUAUUAUAAGAGGAAAACUGCAACUUUUAUUAUUGUAACUUAAGGUAUGGUAUCGUUUUACGAUCUUGUGUUAGGUACUGUAUGUUAUUAAUAAGAUAUGAAGGAAGGUUUUAUUAUUUGACUUGUAUUCUACUGUAUAAAGUACUUAUUCAAAUUGUGCCACCUUUGUAUAAAUAGGUAGCUAUCAACAGUGUUUGUCGUUUAAUGUUAUCAAUUAGUAUAAUUUAUCUUAUCAGUGUUUUAAAGUAUAUCCGAGUAAUUGUAAAGCCAAUUAUACCGUCUAGCAUCAGAACCUGGUCCCCCGCCCCGUAGCACGUGAUGUCGUGACACUCUCGAUUAAUUAAUUACCUUGACAUUUCUCGGUUUUUAUGGUUCAGCCAGUCGCUUUUCUGCAAUUCUUUUUAAUUUUAUUAAAAUUGUCGCGGUCUCAGAGGUUUCCCCAAAGCGACCCGACACUAAACUGAUCUUGAAAGUAGACUGGUUUAUUCAGUACGCGACCGGGCUUUUAUACCGGUCGCUAAACAAGUACAACAAGAGAUAUGCAAAUCAGUAGAAGUACAAUGUAUCAGUUCUUCUGGCGUGGGAUUCAGUCUUAGCUUUGGCACGUAGGCGAUCAGCAUUUCUAUUCUGUGACGCUAGCGAGCGGUCGUUCCCGAACAAAAAUUCUAAAGCUUGGGCCAUAAAUCGCUGUGUCUGGCUGAGAUUCUGCGCACUUUUUGACCAGUAAUUUGAUUAAUUUCGAAUAUUUUAAAGUUUUUUAAAUUUAAAUUUUAAAAUUUUGGUAAAAUUUAAUUUGUGAAAAUUUAAAUUUCGAAAGCGAACUGGCUAGCCUUAAUCAAUAAAAUGGCCGGAAAUGCUGUUGCCAAUUAAUGUGUCCCCAAGAAUGCCUCAAGACAUAAACGAGGACUUCUAAUUAUGGGUUCAAGAGGGCGGAACGGCUUCUUGCCUCAGCGUGCUUGCUUCACAAAGUUUCGGCUUCUAAAUUACUCGAAAAUGACUUUUUUAUAGGUUGAGGUACGUUUACAUGUAGAUUGGGGUAUGUCUACACGUACAUUGGGGUAUGCCUACAUGUACAUUACAUUAACAUUUAUACGGUUAAUGGUAAACAUGUGUUUCACUACUUUGUAAUAGAAAGCAACAUAUUUGGUUGUUCAAAUAAUUCUGUGCUCCCUAACCUCGAAAAUUUGCUUUGAGAGAGAGCUCAGAAUUAUCUAAACAACCUAAUAUUACACCAGAAGGCUUGUUUCUAUGGAUUUGUUGACUACAAUGAGUACAGUUGUAAAUGUAGAGCAGAAAAGUAUGUAAACUAUCGACGAUAUAAAUAUAGACACCUACACGUUCAUGUAUUGUAUGUUUAUAUCAUGUAUGUCUCAUCACCAUAUGUUUAUCGUGGUAUCGACGUUCUUAUUGGGUUAAUGCGCGGUUUAAUUCUGGCGGCGACAAAACAAUGUUAGAACGGAGUUGUUUGCAAAAUGGAUAUACAUCUUGGCUUUGGCGUUAUUUUGACGUUUUUCCGCAUUUCCUGUUUGGCGCCACUUUUCAUGGCCUCGGGGCAUGAUGCCUUUCAAUUUCCUUUUGUCUUAAGUGGACUGGACUGGGGGUUUAAGUACUAUCACGUUUGCUUUGGGGUUACUCCGCUUUUCAGUAUUUUAUCAUUUUUUUUAUUUAAAAGUUUAAACUUUAAAAUAUUUUUAAAUUUAAAAGAGUUCGAACUCCAGAGACAAUUUUUGAAUUUUGUGUUUACAGAUUCAGACUUUGCUUGUGUAAAUUUGUUUUCGAGUAAAGUUAAAUUGUUAUUUCUUAACAUUGUGUAUUCCGGAGGCCAAACCGACCCGAAUACCAUUUAAAGGCCACGUUAUGCUAAUUCCCUUUUAAUCGUGUUAUUUAUGACAAAAGAAAGGCAAUGUCAUCUAGAGAUGUCAUCUUUAAGUUACAAUGUCCUUUCUUUAUGCCUUAGGGUCUAAAUGUCAUUUUGUUUUCGAAAGUUAUUAGUUUGGUCUGAAAGUAGGUAGAACGUUUUUUAAAUUUGAAAAGUUUUGGUAGUUCUAUUUACUUUUGGACCAAAAUUAUUUUUUAUUAUUUAUUGCUUAUUCUUCAUGUGUAAACCAUGAUUGUUUCGAACCUUUAAAUGUGCUGUUUUAUGUCAUUUCUUGCGGCCAAUAGUUAAGUAUGUCAUCAUUUAUAAUGUCUUUUGUCUGGAACCCUAACUCUGCCAUCUUAUUUAUACUUAAUGUGUCGUUUUUAUGUUCAAAAGUUACAUAUUUGACUCUACACACUGUCUCCCACCCCAUCAUCAUUCACUGCUCACAUAACCUUCCCCCCCCCCCCUUUACUGCCACCAUCUUCACAGCCAAACUUGAAAUGUCAUAUUUUAUGAAAUGUCAUGUUCUAUGCCAACCGAACGUUUAUUACCAAAGUACAUGAAGGGAAGCGGUCUUCGGCCCCUUUUAUUACCAGAUGUCAUCUCAUUCUGUCGCGUUUCAGAGCAGAAGAAAGCCAAAAGUCAGUGGAUCGAGCGACUCUUCAACGAGCGAACCGACUGGCUAGGGGCCGAGGACUGGGCUUUGGUCGAGGUGGGGGAAAACAGUCAAGCGAUGGUCGACGAGAGCGAGCUAGUCCAGCUGAAUGUGGGCGGCCGAAGCUUUGCGACGACGAAAGGCACACUUCUGAACAGAGAGCCGGAUUCGUUUUUUGGGCUACUAAUUCAGGUAAUAUUUUUUAAAAAUACUUUUUUUGGAAUUUGGUACUGGGAAGCUGCGAAGCAUACCUGAGGUUUACUGUAGUCACUAUCUUAAUAGCGAGUUACCAUAACGUGUCUUUAACUCUCAUGACUACAAUACCUUUUUUAGACAGACGAUCUAACAGCAUUGCCAGACCAUUGGCGGCAAGUUGUGUGUAGAUUAGACGCUUCAUCGUUCUUCGUCGACCGUGAUGGAGAACUGUUCGCUUUCGUAUUGGACUACCUGAGGAACGGUAAGAUUCUGCUGCCAGAACGCUUCAAAGAAGUGGCACGUCUUAAGGAAGAAGCCCUGUUCUAUCAGAUCAACGGCCUAGUACAACAACUGGCACCAUACUACAGCCUCAAGUACCCCAGCAAAAACGGAGUCUACAGUAAUGGGGUCGGGAAUACUGUACUCGAAAAUGGUAAUUUUUUAUUUUGAAAAGAUGGUUUUGGUUCAAAAAUGAAUUUUUAAGUACCAAUAUUAGAUUACUAGGUCUUAAGUAGUACAAGAGACAUCUUUUAAGGUAAAAUUUAAGUUAUUUUAGAUUAAACUAUAAGUUAUGUACUAUAAAAUUCAAUUUUCGUACUGCAAAACUACCUUUAUUUUGUUUAAAAAUCCAAAUUUGACUAGAACGUUACUCUGAAAGUAAAAUGUUUGUGCGAAGUAAAGGCUGGGCGAGACUCUCGAUGUGCCAUAUAAAACUCAAUUAAAAGAUGGAACUCGAGAUUGUCGUACUAUUAAGUUUCUUAAGUUUGUCAUUAAAUUGCAGUAGGCUGUGGUGGGAGUAGACUUUACUUUCAAUGCUAUUAACUACUCUGUAAAUUGUUUUCAAGUAGUCUGAAACAAUAUCGACUACACGGUUUGUUAAUCUAUAAGUAUUACUGUCAUAUUAUCAUUCUAAGUCAUUUUUCGAAGUAUCUUUGACAUGUCGUAUGACAAAGGUUGUCAAACAACAUACGAAUACGAAGGUCAGUUACUGUAAAUUUUAUUACAAAAAUAGUUAAUAGCUACCAACCUGCAACUCUCAGAACUAACUAAAAAUUUUUAUACGGAUUCUUUGUAGUACCAGUAGCACAUAUAAAAAAUCUUAGCUUGCGGUUUUAAGUUUUAAAAUUAAUAUAUUUAAAUUUCCCGACAAUUUGGCAACUUUAGCAUUCUGUUGCAAGCACUUUUUUUGAUGUUCCAGAUAAGAGGCUUACAAAUUUAAAAUUGCAGGUUUAUUUGAAGCUUUUCUAUCAUUAUAUUAAAGAAAAAAAAGCUAAAAAGUCAAAAACUGACAGUUAAAAGCUUGCAACACUAUGCCAAGUUGGCGGGAAAUUCAAAACGCGAUUUUUUGAUCUCGGUUUUCUCAAGAGUUGCCGCAAACCGCAACUUAGAAUUUUGCAUAAGAUCUUACAUUUACGUGAUCUUUCAAUAAAAAAAGUUUGAACAAAAUCUGAGCGUUGCAGGUCGGGUACCUUCCUUGUAAAUUACAUUAGUAUUACCACUAUACUAACCUUUAGUUACUGUAAAUUUUGUAUUAAUAUAUUACGUUAGCCAGGGUGUAAUGUAAUAUACUGAGACAGUAACGUUUUUACCAUGUCCUUAUGGUAGUAUAGUAUUAUGUUUACUGUGACAAUAACGCUUCUGACUAAAAGUCAUUUUUCAAAAAUUAAAAAAACUUUGGCGAUAUACGACCAUCACUCACACGACGCAUUAGAUAUGUCGUUAAGAGGGGGGGGGGAGGGUUAAAGAAAGUAAUUGCCGAAAAUUUAAAAAAGGAUUAUUUGAUUAAUGGACAUUAUAAUCGAGUCCCGAGGGAAUAAAAGCUUCUUUCAGUAAAUAUACAGAUACUGAGGAACAAAUAUAUUGUUGUAAAAGAGUAGUUGGACUGAGAGGAUAUUGAUAUAGAUAUAUCAACAAAACUGACAUAAUAAUGAAGCGACUCGUCUUUAUGCAUUCGAAAGUAUUGUUUUAUGAAGUCGAAAGACGGAAACGACAUUCGAAUGUAUUCUGCGAAGGAAACUGUCGAGGGAAUUAAGCUGCUGCCUGCGCGGCUACUUCAUACGAUAAAACAUGUUCAGAUAAAAUUUUUUUUAAACAUCAAACUUCAUAAAAAAUUAAAAAAAAACAUUUAAUUUAAUUAAUAAAACUUCAUUUUAGGAGGCUUUAUCACUCUCGGGUAUCGCGGCACUUUCGCUUUUGGCCGCGACGGUCAGGCUGACGUCAAGUUCCGGAAGUUACAUCGUAUAUUGGUAUGCGGCAAGGCGGCGUUAUGUCGCGAAGUGUUUGGCGACACUCUGAACGAAAGUCGAGAUCCAGAUCGUGAAGGCAUCGAGCGCUACACGUCGCGGCUCUACUUGAAACACCAAUGUCUCGAGAGGGUACGGUAACUUUAAUUACGAUUGCGUGAGAUACGAUAGAGCGGAAGUGAAAUGUUUGAUGAAUAAAACUGUUUUAGACAUUAAGGGCGACCUACUAUAGUAUGUUUUGAAGUUAAGUAAAUAUUCGUUUAGUGAUUAGUAAAAGGAGUGGAAGGUACAGUAAUGAUAUGACAUUACUUUAGGCAUGCGAUCAUUUGGCAGAAAAAGGCUUCAAACUGGUCACGUCGUGCUCAAGUGGAGCCAAUGGUCUAGCGACGCCCACUCCGAAUCAGACAAAUCAAACACAGCAGGUAAGAGACUUUGUCUUAUGUUUGUCAUUGCACGCUUUGGUACUGUAACAUUCAAGAUUUGUGUGUGAAAAUGGCUUCAUUCACGGUUUGCAGUCACUGAGACAGCAAGCUUAGAGCACAAACUAAUCGUACUCAUUUUGACAGUUUUUCUAAGUUUGCACGCUUUUAGAUAACAUUGUACAUUAUAGUAUAGUAAUUACUACGUUUACAUUUGUAAGGUAAUGAUUACUAUGUUUACAUUUACAAUGUAAUGAUUACUAUGCUUUUAAAUGAUAAUGUAACUCUUGCUUACAUUAUCUUCUCGGUUUUACUCUGAACUGGCACUCGUAGUCAAAAAUGUCGAAUGUUACAGUAGUCUGAGCUGGACCCGUCUCCGGAGAGUAUUUCCAUCGUAUGUCUGUGUACGUCAUGUGGUAUACGUGCUGUCGUGCUUGGCCUUUACUUUUCGUUUUACUUUGGCAGCUUCUGUUCUAGCAUGUCGUACCUUUCGUACUGUUGGUAAUGCUGAUCUAGUACGAGUGUCCACAGUACGGCACAAGGUAUAAUAUAACAGUAUUUGGUCUUAUUAGACAGAUUUUUAUAAUUUUAAUGAGCAUUUCUACAAACUUUUUGACCAAAGAGCUACAAAAUUCUGUUCAAUUACUAUACUGUGGGCCCUCGUACUGUCCGUCGUACUGUUUUUGUGGAUUUUUAACCCGUAACUUUGAGUAGAACGUGAAGACGACUGGCUCCGGCUCUUCUUCCGUGGCUUCGACUUUAAGUGGCGGUGUUCGCAGAGCACGUACGACCCUAAACAUCUGGACCGGCAGUACCAAAGAGGGCAUGGAGGGAGAACUGAUCCACCCGCGACCGCAUGUAAGACUUUUUGGUACUGUCUCAAAUUGGUACCGUCUGGUACACUUCUCUUCCGGCUGUCUCCGAAUCGACCGAAGUUUUGGCGUGGUUUGGCUUCGGUCGAUCAGGGACAGCUACCGAUUGAAAGGGUGGCAGUAGAGGGUGUAUAUGAUUCAAGGGUUCAUGUAUUAUGAUACACUUUAAUAUACAAAAGUAGAUGACAUUGCACAUGACACUCUCUACCACCGCCCCUUUGAAUACAUAUUGUCCGAUACCCGUUUUCGUACUAUUGCUCGAGUGGUUUCUUUUCUUUGACUCUCACCGUGCCCAUCGUUCUUGGCUUUCCGUGAGAUGAUUUCAUUUUUCUGAGUUUGCUCAAUGUCUAAUACCAUUAACCCUGAGUGUGUCGUACUGUAUAUCGCCGUCUGACAAUCAUUUCCAGGAACUUAUGAACCAACGCAACUCGGGCGACUUCGAGGAACAGCGGUGGGCACAUUACACCGAGUACGUCUUCUACCGAGAGCCUCAGUUCGCCUUCGCCGCCAGUCCAAACACGUCGCCCAGGAACUAA
Molecule: messenger RNA, 11876 nt
Organism: Bursaphelenchus okinawaensis
Lineage: Eukaryota; Metazoa; Nematoda; Chromadorea; Rhabditida; Aphelenchoididae
Source: the annotation of a GenBank genome assembly